Arabidopsis lyrata subsp. lyrata is the source of this 1737-nucleotide messenger RNA. Its product is annotated as UDP-glycosyltransferase 76F1. The transcript has 2 exons. Gene Ontology annotation, molecular function: UDP-glycosyltransferase activity. NCBI's taxonomy places the organism in Eukaryota, Viridiplantae, Streptophyta, Magnoliopsida, Brassicales, Brassicaceae. Bases 247 to 1638 code for a protein of 463 amino acids. The record is from RefSeq and is a predicted model, not a curated record.
AGAGGCUCUCAUAAGUCACUGUAUCAGCGAGCAACCGAUUUUAUUCUCUUCUCACAUGUUACUAGGACAGCUGUCAAUUUGUAAUAGGAUCAUGAGUGUCAUAAAUAUAAGCUAUGCUCAUGUAAGUAUUUAACCGCAAACCCUUAAAUGACAAAUUAAUUCAUCUUUUUAUCUAAAAAUAAAAAACAAAUUAAUUCAGCUUCUCCAAAAUUCCUUCCCAAAAAAAAAACAAAGUCAAGAAGAAAAAUGGAAGAGAGAAGAGGGAGGAGAAUAAUCAUGUUCCCUCUACCAUUUGCGGGACACUUCAACCCGAUGAUCGAGCUCGCUGGAAUAUUCCACCACCGUGGCUUCUCCGUCACUAUCCUCCACACUUCCUACAACUUCCCCGAUCCUUCUCGCCACCCUCACUUCACUUUUCGAUCCAUCCCUCACAACAAAGAAGGAGAAGAAGACCCUCUAUCUCAGUCAGAAACUUCGAGUAUGGACCUCAUAGUUCUCAUGCUUCGGCUGAAACAAUGCUACGCCGAGACGUUUCGUCAGUCUCUGGCAGAGGAAGUAGGUGGAGAAGAGACGGUGUGUUGUUUGGUCUCCGACGCUAUAUGGGGAAAGAUCACGGAGGUUGUAGCGGAAGAGAUUGGAGUUCGUAGGGUGGUGUUGAGGACAGGUGGUGCGUCGUCGUUUUGUGCUUUUGCCGCUUACCCUCUGCUUAGGGAUAAGGGAUACCUCCCUAUACAAGAUUCUAGAUUAGAUGAGCUAGUGACAGAGCUUCUACCUUUGAAAGUUAAGGAUCUUCCGGUAAUAGAAACGAAAGAGCCGGAGGAACUUUACCGGGUAGUUAACGAUAUGGUGGAAGGAGCCAAGUCUUCUUCAGGAGUCAUAUGGAACACAUUUGAAGAUCUUGAAAGACUCUCACUCAUGGAUUGUAGCAACAAGUUACAAGUUCCGUUUUUCCCAAUCGGACCGUUUCACAAACAUAGCGACGAUCAUCCACUGAAGACAAAGAACAAGGACGACGAUAAAACAACCUGUUGGCUUGACAAGCAAGAUCCACAGUCUGUAGUCUAUGCGAGUUUUGGAAGCCUUGCAGCUAUAGAAGAGAAGGAGUUUCUCGAGAUUGCUUGGGGUCUAAGAAACAGUAAAUUACCAUUCUUGUGGGUGGUUAGGCCAGGGAUGGUCCGAGGGACCGAGUGGCUUGAGUCAUUGCCUUGUGGGUUUUUGGAAGACAUUGGUCAUAAGGGAAAAAUUGUGAAAUGGGUGAAUCAACUAGAGGUAUUGGCGCAUCCUGCCGUUGGAGCGUUUUGGACGCACUGCGGAUGGAACUCAACACUAGAGAGCAUAUGUGAAGGUGUUCCAAUGAUAUGUACGCCGUGUUUCUCGGACCAGCAUGUGAACGCGAGGUACAUCGUUGAUGUAUGGCGAGUCGGUAUGGUGUUAGAGAGAAGUAAGAUGGAAAUGAAGGAGAUUGAGAAUGCACUAAGAAGUGUAAUGAUGGAGAAGGGAGAUGAAUUGAGAGAGAGGAGUCUGAAGUUAAAAGAGAGUGCUGAUUUUUGCUUAACUAAAGAUGGAUCUUCGUCCAAGAAUUUAGAAAAACUUGUGAGUCAUGUCCUGUCUUUUGAUUCUUAUGCUUUUGCAAGUUAGAAAAAUCAUGAAUGAGUAAUGUAUUCUAAGCACUCUUCAAAACUUUGGAUGUUUUAAUUUGUUUCUUAAAAUAAUAAUGUUCAUGAGUUAUUUUAUACU